This is a messenger RNA of Antechinus flavipes (yellow-footed antechinus), 3677 nucleotides long. It is a transcript of the gene SLC38A12, whose product is annotated as transmembrane protein 104. The transcript has 10 exons. The record is from RefSeq and is a predicted model, not a curated record. NCBI's taxonomy places the organism in Eukaryota, Metazoa, Chordata, Mammalia, Dasyuromorphia, Dasyuridae. The coding region runs from base 299 to 1789 and encodes 496 amino acids.
UGUUGCUGGGUUGAGCCGCCUGUGGAGGCGGCGGCGGCGGCGGAGGCGAGGGUGAGGUGGGGCCGAGACAGCUGCUAGCAGGUGCCCGGCCCACAACAUCUCUCACCUGCCUCGUGGCCCGGGUUAUACAGGAGAGACGGAACGGGGUGACUGCCUAUGGCCCACUGGGGAUGUGGAAGCUGCAGCGGGAGCAGCGAAGGAGAGAAGCCUUGAAGCGAGUCAGCUGAUGCCUUCUCAAAGAAAGAACUCCAACACCACAGACUGAACUUCAAGCAGAACCUUUCUACCCAUCUUGAACAUGGCUGGUGGAAUCACAGAAACCGGGGAGCUUUAUUCCCCCUAUGUUGGAUUGGUGUACAUGUUCAACCUGAUUGUGGGCACCGGUGCUCUCACUAUGCCCAAGGCUUUUGCCACUGCUGGUUGGCUUGUCAGCCUAGUCCUUCUCCUGUUCCUAGGCUUUAUGAGCUACAUGACCACCACCUUUGUAAUGGAAGCCAUGGCAGCAGCCAAUGCUCAACUUCGCUGGAAGAGGAUGGAAAGCCGUAAGGAGGAAGAUGACGAUGACUCUUCUACAGCUUCUGAUGAUGAUGUUCUCAUCCAAGAAAACUAUGAUCGGUCAGAGAAGCAGCCCAUCUUGUCUGUGCAGAGAUAUGGAUCUCCUAACAUUUUUGAAAUCGCAGAUCGUGUGGAGAUGGGACAAAUGGCCUCUAUGUUCUUUAAUAAAGUGGGAGUCAACUUGUUUUAUUUUUGUAUCAUUAUCUAUCUUUAUGGGGACCUAGCUAUCUAUGCUGCAGCUGUGCCCUUAUCACUUAUGCAGGUGACAUGCAGUGCCACUGGCAAUCACUCCUGUGAUAUGGAAGCCAGCACCAAGUACAAUGACACGGAUGUGUGUUGGGGCCCUAUCAGACGAAUUGAUGCCUACCGAAUCUACCUGGCUGCGUUCACACUGCUUCUUGGACCUUUCACCUUCUUUGAUGUCCAGAAGACCAAGUACCUCCAGAUCUUGACAUCUUUGAUGAGAUGGAUUGCCUUUGCCAUCAUGAUUAUCCUGGCAUUGAUCCGUAUUGGACACGGGCAAGGAGAGGGGCAUCCGCCCAUAGCAGACUUCUCUGGAAUCCGCAACCUCUUUGGGGUGUGCGUCUACUCCUUCAUGUGCCAGCACUCGCUGCCCUCCCUCAUCACGCCCAUCUCCUCCAAGAAGCACAUCACCCAGCUGGUGCUGCUGGACUACGUGCUGAUCCUGGCCUUCUACAGCCUCCUUUCCUUCACAGCCAUCUUCUGCUUCCACAGUGACAGGCUCAUGGACAUGUACACCCUCAACUUCACGGGCUGCGACGUAGUGCGCCUGGUUGUGAUCCGCUUCUUCCUGGGCCUCUUCCCUGUAUUCACCAUCAGCACCAAUUUUCCCAUCAUUGCCGUGACUCUUCGAAACAACUGGAAGACGCUGUUCCACCGGGAGGGAGAGAUGUACCCGUGGGUGGUAGACCGAGUUGUGUUUCCUAUCAUCACCUUGGUACCCCCCAUCCUUGUGGCCUUCUGUACCCACGACCUGGAGUCCCUGGUGGGAAUCACAGGCGCCUAUGCCGGCAAUGGAAUCCAGUACGUCAUCCCUGCCUUUCUGGUGUACUACAGCCGGAAAGACACAAAGCUUGUUUUUGGCUCUGGGACAAUCAACAAGCACAAGUCCCCUUUCCGAAGUACCUUCUGGGUGGGCUUUGUGCUGGUCUGGGCUUUUUCCUGCUUCCUUUUUGUCACAGCCAACAUAAUCCUGAGUGAGACGAAGCUUUGACUGUGGGAACGUUUCCCAACACCCGGCUCCUUUCUGCAGGAUUGCAGGCCUCCCUUCGUCCUCCAUCUUAUGGCCCCCAUUCUUCCACCAUAGGGCAGACGUUGCCAGUAAUCAGGUCUGAUGGCUGUUAGGAGGCCCAUUACCUCUCCAGGACUCCAUCAGAGAUGGACCGCUGAAUCCCCUGCGUGGCACCCCAGGUGAAAUUUGGAAGCAGUGCCGGCACUGUGACAUCCUAUUUCUACUGGACCCGAUGGGUGCCUCCCUCUAUUCCCCCCCACUUAGGCUGGGGGAAAACCUAGGUCUUUGCUGUAGGAGAUCUGUGGCAGAGGCCCUCUUGCCUGCUUCUCCCCUUGCCCAGGACAUGUCUUGCUUCCCGAGCUACUAAGAAACCAAUCUAGUGAAAGCACAUGUCACUUUUGCCUUAGCGUAAUGGGAAGCCAGCAGGGCCUGGAACUACAAGGACACAGGAGGGAUGGUGAGCCGCAAGGGUCCUGAGCCCCUGCUGUGGAUGCUCAGGAGAGAUCAGGCCGCUCAAUACCGACCUAGUUCUAGAUCAUGUCUAGCCUGAGUGUUCCCUAGGAGAGGAGGUAAAAGGGCCCUUUCAUCUUUUCCACUUCUCACAGGGGAUUAAUGAGAAAGGGCUAGAAAGAGAAGGGAUCUGAAUCUUCACCGCAGAGGAUGCUGGGUGAAGAAGACACUGUAUUCCCCCACAGAGCCAGGAUGUUGUGUGGCAGCCCAUGCCAGUGCCCUGAGCGAGGUAUCAUGGCAUUAGAAUGAGCAUCAAUCAGGGGCAGCUAGGUGGCACAGUGGUAGAGCCCCAGCCCUGAAAUCAGGAGGAUCCAAGUUCAAAUCUGGCCUUAGACACUUAACACUUCCUGGCUGUGUGACCCUGGGCAAGUCACUUAACCCUAUUGCCUCAGCAAAAAAAAAAGGGGGGGGGGAUGGGCAUCACCUCAGACAGAUUGGUGCCUUUGGUCACUUUUGGGGUGACCCUUGACACAUCUAGCAGUGGAAAUCCCAGCUUCCAGGAAGACAUAGUGGCCCUUGGAGAUCUGGCUGAGGUUGGAUUAAGUGAGAAACAACUGAGCAAUCAAUAGCCAGCCACCUGAUGCAUCCUCAGUCAUCUGGGAGGAAACCCCACAUACCCUCCCCUAGCACCCCUCUCCCUCAGAGGAAUUCUGAGCCCUUUGCUGGGCUGUUCUGAAAUGAAGCUUCAUCCGUUCCAUGACUGCAGCCCAUCCUCACUGCUUUUCACCUCCGACUCACUCCUUUGAGCCCUCCUGGUGCGUGCCCUGUCAUUUUCACAUGGACUAUAAUGAACUUUGCGUCAAAUGUGCCUUCUGCAGCAUCAGGGCCUGGGUCCCUCCUGCUGAGAUACAGGAGGGCCCAGAUUAUUCUCAUACUAUUCCAUGUUCUCUGUGUCCCUGUAGGCUUAGGAGCAGUCAAAUGUAGAAAAUGGGGUUCCCUUGGGAGAGGGGAGGCUUCCCUAAGGUUGGUCCUGUUCCCCUCCCUGCAACACACCUAAUUUCAGUGCCUUGCUCAGCACCUUUUAUUUCUCCUCACCUGCAUCCCACACAUUUCCCUAUCAGGAAAAUAUCCAGUCCUAGAGGGUAGAGAUGAUCUGUAGAAGACUCCUGCCUGAGGACUGGGGGGCAUAGGAUGAGAAAAGGAGCAUUGCCUUAAGCAUGAAGCCUGGGUCCUCGGAAGCGGGCACACCCCCACUGUUAGGUCCCAUGCCGCCUGAACCCAGCAGGGUGCUUUUGAGAAUUAGAUUGUCUUAAUUGGACAUCAUCUUCUUCCAAUCCAUCACCUUGCAUUUUGUCUCACAGCUCAUCAUUAUGUGUAAUUAUUUUCCAACUAAAUGAAAAAUAAAAGCCCCUUCCCCAUC